Molecule: messenger RNA, 1877 nt
Organism: Loa loa (African eye worm)
Lineage: Eukaryota; Metazoa; Nematoda; Chromadorea; Rhabditida; Onchocercidae
Exons: 11
Coding region: 169-1290 (373 amino acids)
Biological process (GO): protein sumoylation
Cellular component (GO): SUMO activating enzyme complex; cytoplasm
Molecular function (GO): SUMO activating enzyme activity
Source: RefSeq, a predicted model, not a curated record
GCAUGAUAUAGGAUGUGGUUGCGUAAUAUGGCACGUGCUACCGGAAGAGGUCAAUAGGUGGUCGAUACGGGCAGGACGCGGUACGUGGGAUUCCGUUAGAAUUAGACGUAAACGCUUGAAGAAGUGGUAUUUUUACAUGCAGCGCUGCGCAUAGAUUUGCGUCAAAAGAUGUCAUCGAUGAAUUCGAGCAGGAUUAGAGCUGCAGAAAAUACAAUCAGUGAGGAUGAGAAAGCUGUUUAUGAUCGACAGAUACGUUUAUGGGGUUUAGAAACUCAGAAUCGGUUGCGCAGUUCGACAGUAUUGGUUGCUGGUAUGUCAGGGUGUGGAAGCGAAGUGUCAAAGAAUUUAAUGUUAACUGGAUUAAAAUCAUUGACCUUGUUGGACAAUAAAACAAUUUGUGCGGAUGAUUAUUGUAAUCAGUUCUUAUUGCAACGUGGCAGUGAAGGCAAAAAUCGUGCUGAAGCAUCACGACAGAAAUGUCAGUUAUUAAAUCCAAAUGUGGAAUUACAUGUGGAUACGGGAGAUAUAUCCGAAAAAGAUGAAAAGUUUUUCAAUAAUUUCGAUUUGAUUAUUUUGGUUGACCAGAAAUACGCCGUUGUUAGUCAAAUCAGUAAAAUAUGUCGGGAUAUUAGAAAACCAUUUAUUGCUGGAGGCGUUUUUGGUUGGGUAGGAUACGCAUUUUUCGACUUUACAGACUGUUUAUUUUUAGUGACUAUGCCGAAAAUAAGGGCAGGUAGUGUACUUGACGAUGACUCUGUAGGAGAUGGUCCCUCAUCAGCAAAAAAACAAAGAGUCGAUAUUGAAUUAGAAAAUGGAAAAGGAGGGAAGGAAAAUGAAGCAUCAGUGAAUGUGGUACUGGAUGAUGAAGACGAAAAAGUGCAGAUGACAUUUUCAUACCCAUUAUGGGACGAUGCAUGGAAUGUUGACUGGUCUCAUAAACGGCUGAUUCGUAAAGCGAAACAAAUUUUGCCGAGAUCAUAUUUCCCAAUCCGAGUUAUGCUUCGAUUGCAAGAUAGUGAUGAUGCUGUAGAUCAAGAAAAAUUUGUAGAACUGUGGAAGAAAGAACUGGAGCAAUGCAAUCAUGUCCUUGAUGACGAAUAUUUCAACGUCAAAUAUUUUUCACAUUUUGUUGGACCUCAACUUAGCUCAGCAUGUGCCAUCGUUGGAGCACAUAUAGCACAGGAAGCAAUAAAGGCACUUUCGCAAAAAGAUGAUCCUCUUCGAAAUGUGUUCUUUUAUUCGGCAAUUGAUACCAGUGGUAUUGUUUGCCAUUUGCCACCGAUCACAUAAUUUCAUUGUUGAUUUCGAUAAUAUUAAUGAAUUCAGCCUUUAUAGAUGAUCUCACAUUAUAUUUCAUUUUUUUAAAUAUCAUCAUUAUUGUUUUGGCUCGUUCUGAAUAAUGGUGAAUACUUUAUUGCUAAAUCGAUUUGUUUUGGCUGUCUGCAGAUGAUGGAAAAAUUCGAGUUUAUAUCAUGCAAAUAUCAGAUAAACUGACACAAACAACUUGACUUAUAAAAUUUAAAUAAUAGAAUUCCAUGAAAUAUGCAAGUUUUUGUGUUUUUAAAAAAGCUUGUCAUUGGAAAAAUGGAACGGCAAGGUGGCGGUAUUUUGAAGCGACAGGAAUGAUGGUAUAAAGCCGGGAGAUAUGAUUGUGAUGUAGAUUGUGUCACUUACAUGGAGUAAUAUCUAGACGAUCCAAUGAUUAAAUCAAUACGAAUAAUUGGUUCUUACUUUUUAUCGUACUUUGCAUUCUUUGUUUUUGUAUGUUCGGUGUAUGCAAAUGCUUCUCACUUCAUCUUUUAUGUAUUGUACUGUUUAUGAAAAACGAAAAAAAAGGCAAAAUUGUUUAUUUUGUCACUUUGAUAAAUUUGCUCAAA